Molecule: messenger RNA, 1931 nt
Organism: Contarinia nasturtii (swede midge)
Lineage: Eukaryota; Metazoa; Arthropoda; Insecta; Diptera; Cecidomyiidae
Exons: 4
Coding region: 640-1677 (345 amino acids)
Source: RefSeq, a predicted model, not a curated record
UAACUCAGCUGAAGGGUUUUUUCGGUGGUGCGCUUCAGUCUUAAACAUUCAAAUACAUAUAAGACGUUACUAACUCGUCUCUCGAUCCAUACUCAACGUAAUGUACUGUAGAAACUUUGAAUGGUUCGCGGUUUAAAAGGAUCACAACAACAAAAUCAUGCAUAAUCCACAUUUGUUUUGCUGUCGUUCAAACGAAGAUGAAAAAAAAAACAACGAAAUAAGCAAAAGGAUUAAAUAUCAAUAGUUUUCAAAAAGGGGGACAAAAAUGUCCGUUAAAUUUGAAUUGGUUUGACCGGACGAUAUGGAACGUAUUUUAAGUCGCAUUGAGAGAAAGAGAGCGACUAAAUUUCGAACAAUUCACAAAGCUCGGUGUUAAAUUUGCUGCAUCCAAUGCAGUUAUCUAAUGGCUUAAAGUUGGAGAUUUGUUCGUCUUAAAUUGAUAAAAGUUUGAACGAAAAUCAAAUUGGAAAAGUUUAAAAGCUGUUGAAAUGUUGAAAAGAAUGAACUGAAUUUCUCUAUUUAUCUCAAUCAGAUGAUGGUGGUGAUAAUGUGCAAUCGUGUUUUCAAACAGUGAACUUUGUGAUUUUGGUGUGAUUUCAAUUUCUCUCUCAAAACCGUUGAAAGUGAAAAUUUGUAAAAAUGAAUAACGAUUUCAAGAAUACGUUUAACAAUAAUAAUGGCGAAAAGCCGAUAAAUCGCUUUUUUGCCUUGUCCAAAAGUUCGCCGUUCCGACAACGACAACGACCAACCAAUUUAUUUUCAUCGCAAAACAUGAAUCAUAUCAAUAAUAAUCUUGAAAAUUCAACAAAUCGUCUGUCAUCAUCGAGUUCGGAAGAGGACAAUUCACCCACCAAUGAUAAUAAAAUGAAUAAUUGUCGAAAGUUUAUUGAUAAAGCACCACUUGUGAAGCGACUAUCAAAUAGUUUGCUUCGAAGUGGCGACGAGUACCGUCCAUUGUUAAACGACAACAACUUUUCAAGCGCCAGCAACUAUCUAUCAGCUUCAACAGCACAUAUAACAUCGAAAAUCGACAAUAUAACUGAUGAUUCACUUUGUGAUGCAGAUGAAUUGAUCGCUAGUAAAUUCGGCGAUUCGUGUCGCAAAUCAUUAACAUCGGUAUUGUUGGAUAAUCGACGAACCAAAGACUACUGUGAAUUUGAUUUCAAGCAAAACUUUUUGCGUGAAACAAGCAGCGCCAAUUCAAGCCCGAAAAUGUUUGCCUUUUCAACGAAACAGAAACGAAUACGUGGUCUUAGUAUAUUUGAGCAGACCGAAUUAAAAGACGCGCCAUGGUUUCAAAUUGGUGUGCCGCGUGAAAUUUCCUUGGAGGUGUUGCGUCGCAAGAAUCCGGGUGAAUUUUUGGUACGGGAAAGUAGCACAAAGCCAGGCUGUUUUGCAUUAUCAUUACGUGCUCCACCGCCAGCGCCUAAAGUUGUUCAUUAUCUGAUAUUACGAACACCACGUGGAUACAAAAUCAAAGGAUGUGCGAAGGAAUUCACUUCAUUAAAAGCACUGAUAACUCAUCAUUCGGUCAUGCCGGAGCAGUUGCCUUGUCCAUUGGCACUACCACGGCCGAAGCACCUGCCGACGGAACGACGAAAUUUAGACGACUAUGAAAUAUAUAGCUCGUUGAGUAAUUUUCAAAAUAUGAUGAUACCAAAGUUGGGUGAUGUUUGAACAUCGAACGCCAUUUAAAUACAUUAUAUCGUACACAUAGUCUGCACACAUUUUGGCGGUUUCAACUGUUAUUUUUUCAUAUCAAUUAGCAAUAAUUUGUCUUUGACGAUACCAAUUCUAUUUUUAUUAAUGUAAAUGGCAUAAAGUGCACCCAUUGUUCCAAGACUUUUUGACAAAGUCAAUUAUAUUAGUCAUUGUCAAAAGUUAGAGAAUAUUUUUAUAAUAUCUUCUUCACACAUGUUAAAUUCUGUAUU